Musca domestica (house fly) is the source of this 1324-nucleotide messenger RNA. RefSeq names its product N(6)-adenine-specific methyltransferase METTL4 (gene Mettl4). The record is from RefSeq and is a predicted model, not a curated record. Lineage: Eukaryota; Metazoa; Arthropoda; Insecta; Diptera; Muscidae. Gene Ontology annotation, cellular component: nucleus; RNA N6-methyladenosine methyltransferase complex. Gene Ontology annotation, molecular function: methyltransferase activity. The transcript has 2 exons. The coding region runs from base 57 to 1106 and encodes 349 amino acids.
UCUUAUUUGUUUCGUUGGGGACGUUUUUCAUUUUGGUUUCUCGUAACUCCUUGACGAUGUCAUAUCAUAUUCAUAAGGAAAAUCGUAUUUGUUUGUAUUUAAAUCACAAUAAAUUGAUACAAAAUCAAUACAAUGAGGUUCUGGAAGAUAAGGAAUCCUAUAAAUUAAAAUCGGAGCUCUUUAAUUUCAAAGCCAAGGUAGUAGAAGAAAAAGAAGAACCCCCCAGAAACAAAAGAAAACGUAAAGCGGAAACGGAAAAUGAGGAAUGUGAAGAAUUGAAGAAAUCAUUGCAACCAUUUCUAACCGAAAUUCAAAAUUUAAUACGCCAAGAGUACAGAAAUGACAUGGAAAAUAUAUCACGUGCUUGGGAGGAGAAAAUUGAGUUUCCUAAAUUCCAUGGUGCCAACAAUACAUGUGAUUUUCAAACAACCACAUUUGGCCCACAGUCUUUUUUGAUACCACCAAAUUGUAAAUUUUACAAUCACAAUGUCACCGAAUUACCACAACUUUUGCCAGAAUUGGAAAAAUAUGAUCUAAUAAUUAUGGAUAUGCCAUGGCAAAAUAAAUACAUUAAACGUCUGAAGAAAGUUAAUGGAUCGCUGGCCUAUCACAUGCUCGAUAAUGAGAGUUUGAAGAAUAUACCAAUUCCAGAAAUGAUGCACAUGCAUUCUUUGCUAGCACUAUGGUGUACAAAUGCUUCACAACAUUUGAAUGCAGUACGAACCGAAUUUUUGGACAAAUGGAAUUUGAAGAUUGUGCACACACUGAAAUGGUUUAAAUUUAAUACCGCUGGUGAUUUGAUAAGUCCAAUAAAAUCGUUGGGCUACAAACAACCAUAUGAAACGUUAUUCAUAUUAUGCCAUAGAGAUAGAAAUGUAAAGGAGUUGGAUGGCAUAAGGAGUGUUGAGUUUAUGGCAAGUGUGCCGAGUAUAAUACAUUCACAUAAACCCCCCUUGGUGGCCUGGCUACGAGAGUUUCUAGAGGAUCCUGUUAAUUUUAAAGGUCUUGAGAUUUUUGCACGUUAUCUACAGCCGCAAUUUACUUCGAUUGGCUUGGAAGUCCUUAAAUUAAUGGAUAAGCGAUUGUACAAUACAACAAGAAGUUGAUGUUAGUAAUCCAUAUUUGAUUUGAAUUAUUUGUAAUUUGCCUAGUUUGAUAUUUUGAUGACAAUGCAUUUAUAGUUUUAAAACAGAAUAAAAUGUUACAAUUUGACCGUCAAUAUUAAAUUUUAUUUGAAACCAAGAAUCCUUUAUUGGCUACUAUUAAAAAUCAAAUUCUAUAUUUUUCGAGAAAUUCAAGAUUCAUAAUUAAAACAUGAAGGUAA